ACAGACCGUACAUGACUGUUGCAGAAACUAAAGGUUUGAUGACAUAAAAGGCUUUAACAGUAGAGUUUUGAGAAAAAUACGGGAGAAAAUCUGUCCAGGGAGUUGUCCGGGAGAAGUGUCCAAACAACGGACGAGUCCCGGCAUAUAGGGAGAGUUGACAGCUAGUCACUAUGAAGUUUCUAUACAAAGAAGACCACCCAUUUGAAUAUAGGAAACGAGAAGGCGAAAAAAUUCGCAAAAAGUAUCCCGACAGAGUGCCAGUGAUUGUCGAAAAAGCGCCAAAAGCCAGGGUUCCGAAUCUAGAUAAAAGAAAGUACCUUGUGCCAUCGGAGCUCACAGUGGGUCAGUUCUAUUUCCUCAUUCGGAAGAGGAUUCACCUGCGUCCUGAAGAUGCUCUCUUCUUCUUCGUCAACAACACCAUCCCCCCAACUAGUGCGACCAUGGGCCUUCUGUACCAGGAAAAUCAUGAAGACGAUUUUUUCCUCUACGUAGCGUACAGUGAUGAGAGUGUGUAUGGACUGUGAGAGAGGGAGAGGGGAGAAGAGGAUGAGGGGGUGAAGACGGGAGGGAGAUGAGGGAGUAGGGGAGUGGGAGAGAAUGGGUGAGGAGAAGGAUGGGAAGAAGUAAAAAGAGAAGGGGCAGAGGAGGAAGAGAAGGUAAGAGAGGAGAGGGGAGGGACAGCAGAUAGGAUAGUAGGGAGGGAAGGUGAGAGAGGAGAUAUGGGCAAGGGUAGGUGAGGGGAAGAGGGGGAAUAGAGGAAUAACAAGGAAAGGAGUGAGGGAGAGGGAUAGUAGAGGACUGAGACAUAUCCCUUGAUGUACAGAAUGUGUGUAGAAUUGUAAAGAUAUUUAUCCCUGAAGAGAUAACUGCUUUGUUUCUGUCUGAUCUGUUGAAACAGGAUUUAUAUUCAAUUCCGUUCAGUUCCGUUGAUUUUGUGCAAUAAAUUAUGUUGAGAAUAAUGA
Acipenser ruthenus (sterlet) is the source of this 962-nucleotide messenger RNA. RefSeq names its product gamma-aminobutyric acid receptor-associated protein-like 1. Lineage: Eukaryota; Metazoa; Chordata; Actinopteri; Acipenseriformes; Acipenseridae. Gene Ontology annotation, biological process: macroautophagy; autophagy of mitochondrion; autophagosome assembly. Bases 171 to 524 code for a protein of 117 amino acids. The transcript has 5 exons. Gene Ontology annotation, molecular function: ubiquitin protein ligase binding; GABA receptor binding. Gene Ontology annotation, cellular component: autophagosome; autophagosome membrane; cytosol. The record is from RefSeq and is a predicted model, not a curated record.